Molecule: messenger RNA, 1059 nt
Organism: Serpula lacrymans var. lacrymans S7.9
Lineage: Eukaryota; Fungi; Basidiomycota; Agaricomycetes; Boletales; Serpulaceae
Exons: 5
Coding region: 1-1059 (352 amino acids)
Source: RefSeq, a predicted model, not a curated record
AUGGACGAUGGUCCCUUCACACUCCCUGCCAGUCACGCAGGUGAAAUCGUACAAGAAUGUUUAAAGAUACAUAAAGCUGGUGAUAUCGAUAACGAGAGCUUGCUGAAGUAUCAACACGCCGAUAGAGAUUUACAAGCUCAAACUAUCGCUGAUAUGGCAGCAUUGAACAACAAGACCGAAACUCGGCUAACGUGCAAAAGGCUUCUCCGUAUUGUCCUCCAGGCGAAGAUCAUGUUGGGGUCGACACUACCACCUGACUGGGCCAGUGACACGAACCAUAUGAUGAACUCGAUGGUAUACGAGGAUGCGCAAGUAAAGUCGCGAGAAAUCUGUGAUCUGAAGAAAAAAAUAGAAGCCUUGGAAAGCUGGAUCGGAAACAUCGAAGAAAAGAUGUUAGAGUGUAACAAAGACACUGAAUCAAUAAAGCAGAAACAGGGGAGCAUUGUACGAGAUGAGGCAAAGAAUGCCACUGUCAUAGCCAACCUAGAGGGUGAUCUAUGUAGUCUGCAGUCUAACUUGCGAGAACAUCAAGAGCGGUCAGAGCGUCUCAUUUGCAGAAAAUUCACCACCUUAAAAAACCUAUAUAUGCGUCUACAGCAAGUGGAUCUCGGAGUUCUAGCGCAUACCCAGGAAGAAUUUGGCAAGCAUUUGUCAGAAAUGAAAGACCAGAUAUCCAACUUGUCCAACCAGCAAACCUCUAUGACUAGCGAAUCAGAAGUGCUGCGGGACGAAUUGCAUACCACACGCGAUGAUAGGACACUGCAUGAAACAAGAUUAUCUGAUUUGGAGUCCAUUUUCCAUAUAUUGAGAUCUGAUCUCGAUUUUUUGCUCGAAGCUCAUAGGGAGUCCCGUUGCAAUCACGAGAAUAGAGAAGUCCCGCGUCUUCAUCUUCCUGACAUGGAAUUUGAAUAUGCGCCUUACAUAGCUCCCAAGGACACUCCAACAUAUAGUUUGGCUUCGGAAACCCCUGAUGGGGCUAUCACACUAACGGUAGGAAAAUUUGCUUACCAUCGACCUCUGAGUAUUUAUUCACGUCUUGGAGAAGCUACGAACAGGUAG